Molecule: messenger RNA, 1719 nt
Organism: Mangifera indica (mango)
Lineage: Eukaryota; Viridiplantae; Streptophyta; Magnoliopsida; Sapindales; Anacardiaceae
Product: dr1-associated corepressor-like
Exons: 6
Coding region: 238-1242 (334 amino acids)
Biological process (GO): regulation of DNA-templated transcription
Cellular component (GO): nucleus
Molecular function (GO): protein heterodimerization activity
Source: RefSeq, a predicted model, not a curated record
UUUUGGUUCGUCAAGGUGUACGGACGGAUAUUCCGUUCAAACAAGACUGUUUUUUUUUUUUUUUCUGAAAAUUAAAGAAAAAAAAACCCCAGAUCUGAUUGUAUACUAGAUUUUCUGUGAUAAUUAUUUUAUAAAUAUAUUUGUUUUUGAUCAAAAUCGAUUCUGUUUCUUGUAUUUUCACUGAUUUAUUGUUUAAUUUUAACUUCACUUUUUAAUGUUCCAAAUUUAACACACACUAUGAGGAAAAAGCUUGAUACCCGUUUCCCAGCUGCUCGGAUUAAAAAGAUAAUGCAAGCUGAUGAAGAUGUGGGGAAGAUAGCAUUGGCAGUGCCUGUGCUAGUUUCAAAAGCAUUGGAAUUAUUUUUGCAAGACCUAUGUGAUCGCACUUAUGAGAUAACACUACAAAGAGGGGCAAAGACAAUGAGUGCACUGCAUUUAAAACAUUGUGUACAGAGCUAUAAUGUGUUUGAUUUUCUGAGGGAUAUUGUUAGUAAAGUUCCUGACUAUGGUCAUGGUCAUUCUGAAGCCGCUGGUGAGGAUCGAACUAUUGCUAAGCGAAGGAAAGCUGCUGGUGAUGAAUGCAAUGACAGUGACGAAGAGUCAAAGAGGAGCAAGAUGCAUGAGAUGGGUCAUGUCAGUGGCAGUGGUAGAGGGAGGGGUCGGGGACGAGGAAGAGGCCGUGGACGAGGUGCUCGACAUUUGGAAAGAGAGUCCUCUCAUCGUGAGAUGGAUUCAGAACCUUCUACAGCUGUUCAUCAUGGCAUCAAAGAUAAUUCGGUUUCUGGAAUGGUGGUGGAUACUGCUUCUGAAUCAAAGGAGUCAACAAAGGAAAAUGUUAUAGGCAAUGAUGGUGCUAAUGCAACUGCUCGAAAUUUUGAUCUGAAUGCUGACUUAGAUGACAAUAUGGACAUGAAGGCUGCAGUAUCACCACAACCAGCUCCAGCUCCUACCCCAGCUCCUGCUUCAGCCCCAGCCCCAGUUCCGGUACCUGUAUCUGACUCGGCACCGGCACCGGCACCGGCACCAGCACCAGCACCAGCACCAAUGCCAACACCAGCACCAGCACCAACACUUGCACUAGCUAAUACCUCCUCAGCAGGCCCUUCUGAGGAGAUUAAACAUGAAGAUAUUCCAGGUUGGUCUCUCUCAGAGAUGGACAGAAUGGCCAUUGACCCUCUUCAGCUAGCAAACCUUGGCAGAAGGUUGGAUGACGACGAUGAAGAUUACGAUGAAGAAGGGUAACAAAAUAUGAAGCGAGGAGUCUCGAUUAGGAUAGUCAUCAAGAUCAGACUAAUGGGCAGUGAACAAACACAAGAAAAACUGAAGAUAGACACAAGCAUAAUUAUGGCCUACUUGGUGGAGAAUGAAAAUAUGCUAAUUGGGUUCUCUCUGGGAAGGGCUUGAAUGCGAUACUCUUUGUUUCUAUUCUGUUCUUCACCAUGAUGUGCAUUUUCUGCGGUAUCUUUUCCUAACUGGUUCUUUUACAGGAACUAAAUUUGCAUGACAAUUGGAGCACGCUUACUUUGUGCAUUUCAACUCUGUAAUGUAGGCAGAAUAUGGCAGCCAUAGUAGUAGUAUUAGUAGUAGUAGUGUUAGUAAAUCAUUUAGUGCUUUGUUUAACUUUUUUGUUUAACUUAUUAUAUGGUGUAGUAGUGUAGCCUUUGAUUUGCUUUUGCUGCAGAAGGCAUAAUCAGUAAAGGGCCUUCAAAUUUCUUCUGA